This is a messenger RNA of Dendronephthya gigantea, 606 nucleotides long. RefSeq lists its product as uncharacterized. The record is from RefSeq and is a predicted model, not a curated record. The transcript has a single exon. NCBI's taxonomy places the organism in Eukaryota, Metazoa, Cnidaria, Anthozoa, Malacalcyonacea, Nephtheidae. Bases 1 to 606 code for a protein of 201 amino acids.
AUGUGCCGUGGCCGUCAAAGGAACAAUAUUCCGGAAUCCAAAGUCAAAGGGGAGAAUAUUCAAGCCAAUAACUGUACUGAAAAUCAAUCAAAUUCCUCCGAGGAAGAUUCGUAUGUUUUUGUAGUCACCCCACCAGUAGAAAAGGAGGUUUCCCCAAAUCCACGAGCAGUUAAAACCAUUCCAGUUAUUAUUGAAAGGGCUCAUAUUAGAAUGAUUGUUGACACCGGGGCAACAACAAACAUUUUGGUAUCAAAAGCAUUUAAUGAAAUCAAAAAGAAAAAUCCCAGUUUACAUCUACAUCCAUCAACACACAAAAUUUAUGCUUACAUGCAAUCUCAGCCUUUACCAGUCCUUGGAAAAUUUGAAGCACUUAUUGAGUCGAAACACCGAAUGGCUGUUACGACAUUCCAUGUUGUAAAUGGGGACGGUGGGUCACUACUAAGUUAUUCCACAGCCACUGAGCUUGAUAUUGUGAAAAUGAACGUGCAUGCUGUUACUCAGUCUAGUUCUACAUCCUACACGGAUCCUCGAGAUGAUCAUAACCAGUUUGGCAAUGAGAACCCAGAAAACCCAAAGAACCAUCAGCCAGACUCACCAACUAUGUAA